Pogonomyrmex barbatus (red harvester ant) is the source of this 795-nucleotide messenger RNA. RefSeq lists its product as uncharacterized. The record is from RefSeq and is a predicted model, not a curated record. Lineage: Eukaryota; Metazoa; Arthropoda; Insecta; Hymenoptera; Formicidae.
AACAAUGUUAACUUAUGCUGUUAUUUUUAGAAAUUUAAUGUACUUGAUUAUUUUUCGUUAUGUCUUUUUCUUCUGUUUACAGGUGACGCCGGCACUCUUAUUAUCUUUGAAUGAUAAGUAUGAUGCAGCGGAACCAAGACAAUUGGCCGAUAUCGCUGAAGAAGUAGACAUUAUCAUACCGAAUGAAAGUCGACAUCCGCGUUACUCGCAUGCUCCUGAGAUGAACUUUGGUGUAUGGAGGAAAAAUUCUUGGGUCACCAAGUCGCUACGUCAGAAACGCUCGACAGCUCGACAACGAUACGUGCGUACUGCAAUGGUCAUCACGCCACGAGACUUCACAGAUGCUCUAAUAAAUUGGCGCAAAUCGGCGGAGAAGCCUAACAAUUUUACUAAAAUUCUUAAUCAAAUUGAUAAGUUACAGUAUCAGAAUUCAUCACAAAAUGUAUCGCGGGAAGUAAGGGAGCUCAUAGUAGAUGACAAUCGAUUCCUUACAGACUCCGAGGAUCCAAACAAAAGUUGGCAAUCACAGGAAUAUAUUACAAGGGAAAUGGAAGAUGUAUUUUUGCAGGGUGCUAGUCAAGCAUUGACAAGAUACGUCGAACGCCAAUUGCAUCCCGCAAUCAAAGAGACAUUAAUGUUAUCUAUGGGCUAUACUAUCAGUUAUGGAUAAACUCGUGAGAAUAUUGAAUACAGAGAGAUUGUAAUUACAUAGUUGAAUAUUAGAUACAUUACACACAUAUAAUAUUAAAACAUAAAAAUAUCAGCUGGACUUCCUUCACUUUUAAAAAUUGUUAA